GUUUUAUGACAUAUUGAUACAGUGAUUGAUGUAAACAUGUUGUAAUGUGAUUGUUGUGCAGCAUCAGUGAUCAGAUGCUGGUGUGAAUGACGCAGUUUGGUUUAAACUGGUUAAAAGUGUUUCCUGUCUGUGUUUCGGUCUCAGUUUGCUUCCCUGUGAAACAUCGUGUGGUCUGAUGGUCUCGUUUCCUUCUUCUUCUUCUCUGUUUCAUCGUGUUUGUUUCAUUCAAUUCUAGUUUGUUGUCUUUGUCUCCGGCUGAAUCCGUGUUUAUCCUGGUUAUUGUUGCGUCAGCAGACAGAGUGAUUGACAGCUGAGGGGGCGGGGCCAACAGACUCAUGCAGCUGCAGAGUUGAUGAUGACGAUGAUGAUGAUGAUGAUGAUGAUGAUGGUGAUGGUGAUGAUGAUGAAGAGUGACGCUCAGUCAGCUGCCUCUGCAGAGGUGCUGCCAGUGUCUGCAGUCAGCGGGAAGGAGGUGGUGCUGACCUCUGACCUGCAGAAGGGAAAGAUAGAGGCCAUAAGUCACGUCAACUGGGACCACAACAACGAGCGGCUGCUGAAGAAAAACAAAACCACAUGUGACCACGGACGCUGCGACCUGCAGAAGGACGGCUCGCUGAGGUUCAACCGCGUUCAGGCUGAAGACGCAGGAAACUAUAGCGUGGAGGCGUUUGACAACACAGGGCAGUGUCUGCUGAAGAAACGCUUCCUGCUCACUGUGGAAGAUGUCAGCAGCAGCAGCAGCAGCAGCAGCAGCAGCAGCAGCAGCGGUUUGCUGUCGACUGUGUCGGUUUGCUUCCUCCUGAUGUUUCUGCUGCUGAUCUUCAUCACCGUCUUCAUCCUGAGGAGGAGGAGGAGCCAGAGGAUGAGGACUGCAGGACCCACGGAGGAAAAUGUUUACAUGACGAUGCACAGUCACCAUGGCAACAACAAGAAAGAGGAGGAGUGUGAUUAUGUUCCCUGUGAUCCUGCCGUUUCCAAGGAAACACCAAUCACACAGCAGCCGUCAGUGGAUGCAGAAGACAUCUACGUGUGACGACCAAUCAGAGCUCAUCUUGUUGUCCGUGUGCUGCGUCUGUCUGAACACCGACUCACCUUUACUCUGCCUUCACCGACUCACCUGCUCUGCAUUUUUCAAUCCUUUGUUUUUAUAAAAAUACAAUAAACUUGGCAUGUCGCCGCUGUAAUCUUUUCAAA
Molecule: messenger RNA, 1194 nt
Organism: Thunnus maccoyii (southern bluefin tuna)
Lineage: Eukaryota; Metazoa; Chordata; Actinopteri; Scombriformes; Scombridae
Exons: 6
Coding region: 353-1033 (226 amino acids)
Source: RefSeq, a predicted model, not a curated record